GAAAAGAUGAUUAUUUCUCCGGUAAUAUCCUUCAUAUUAUUAAAUUUCCUCUACAGAAAAGGAAUAUCGGCGGAAUCAUGUGUCAAUUCAACAGACUGUGAUUAUCAAACUACUACUACUGAAACUAUCAAUACUUUUGAAACACCCACUACAUUGGAACCUCAAUACUCGACUUUACCUUUUCGUUCAUUACACCUACCUAUCCAGCCAAAAAUCGGAUCAAUUUUGCCUCAAUGCUGCCUAAACACCUACAAUUCCCGAAGGUUUUUAAUAACGAGUCCCGGUUUUCCUCGCAGUAUUAGUACAAAACAUGAAUGCGUCAUUAGGAUUCAAAAAUCUAAUCAAAACAUCUGCAGAUUGAGAUUAAAUUUUUUAUAUUUUUAUUUAGGUUCGAGUACUUAUAAUAAUUGUCCAAGCGGGUACCUCAGUAUAGACAAUAAACUAAUCUGCGGUUGUAACAAAGAGUUAAAGCUGACUACAAUUUUCGAAAAAGACGGUUUCAAAAAUUUAAUUUUUAAAUCCGAAGGGACGGUUUCAAGCAGUUAUACAGGUUUCGUAAUCGAAGCCAUCCAAGACGAGUGCCCAAAGAAGUACUAUCCAGCUGGUAAUAGGAAUUUGAACGUUUCCAGUAAAUAUUUCGAUGAUCGAUUAAAUGUUGAAAUUGAACGAGCCCAGUUGAUUCAUCAGAGAACGGAAAUUUUAGGCGAUAAAAGUUCGAAGUUUAUAGGUUUUCCGGGAUCAAUAAAAACAUAUUAUUACUUCUCAGAACCGAAUGAUAGCGGAUUACCUCUAGAACCUAAGGAAAGUGAGCCUGCGACAUUUAUAGAUACAUCUACUAUUAAUUCAAUAGUUACUAAUUUGAACUCGUAUGAAUGCAUAAAUUGGAAUAACCAGCAAAUAAACGGGUUACUUUACCGGAAUUUAGAAACUUGCAGAAGAGUAGAAGAAAACACUAGAAUAGAGAACAGUAAUUGCCUCGAAUUGGACUAUUUGAAAGGAUAUUUCAAAAGCCCCGGUUACCCAUUUUUUUAUCCGAAAAACCUCAAUGUUUGUUAUAGAUUUGUAAAACAAACAGGAUAUUGCGGAGUUCGAAUAUUAUUCGCCGAUUUUCAAAUAGAAAAUAGUUACGGAUGCAGUAAAGAUUUUGUUCUGUUGGAUAACAGAAGUAGAUAUUGCGGCAAAGGCCUUUGUAAAAAACACGUUUCAUUCGAUUUAACAUACAGGAAUUUCGUCGAUGUUAAAUUUGUAACUGACCAAUUCUUCUGUGGUAGAGGUUUCUUUGGAUUGUUCGAACAAAUUCCUUGUAGAAUAAUCCCAACCGAUCCUCCGGAUUUUCCAACGACCACUAUAAGGCCAACUCCUGUUGUAUGUGACAGAUUUGUCGAUGAUAAAACUUUUGUGCUAGAAGUAACAGUCGAUGCAGAAAGAUGCGUAUUCCAAAUUAGAAGGAUGGCAAAGGACGUUUGCAAAAUAAACCUUUAUUUGGAACAAUUCGAUCUAUUCUGCGGUGCAGAGUCAUUGUUAGUGAAUAAUAUGCCUAUUUGUGGAAGGUUAACUGGUAGAAAAAUAUCUGUGAGUUUUGAAGAAAACAACGGAUUAAUUCAACUCAUUUACCAAUCUACGUUGGCCAACAAAUACCAAGAUUUCAAGUUUAGAAUAUUAGGAGAACAAAUUGAUGACGACUGUCUGUAUCCCGAUGUGCCUGCUCAACUUUUAAAGAGUUAACAUUUUAUUGAAUGCUUUAAUUAAAAAUUUUUACAAAUACAAACAGUAACAUUUAUACAUGUAUGUAUAGUAAUUUAAAGCUUUUUUGCAAAAAGAUUAAUGAAAAAUAAUUAACAACUGAAGCAUUU
Messenger RNA from Phyllotreta striolata, 1853 nucleotides. The record is from the annotation of a GenBank genome assembly. Lineage: Eukaryota; Metazoa; Arthropoda; Insecta; Coleoptera; Chrysomelidae.